Molecule: messenger RNA, 803 nt
Organism: Adineta steineri
Lineage: Eukaryota; Metazoa; Rotifera; Eurotatoria; Adinetida; Adinetidae
Source: the annotation of a GenBank genome assembly
AUGUUAAUUCUCUUGGUCUCCCUAAUUAACCUUACAUUAUCAAGUCAUUCAAAUCCCGGUCAUCUAAAACCAUUUGGUACAGUAGGAUCAUUAGUAAAUAUUGAAGAAAUCAAUGGAGAAUAUCCAAAUAUAUUAAAAUUUUUCACAUAUUAUCUACCAAAAUCUGAACCAAUUCUAUCUCGUCAAGUAUUAAUUAACGAUCAGUAUUAUAAUAUAUGGAAAACAGAUGAACAACUUGAAAAUGAAGUUGAAGGAUUAUCAAAAGCAAAUAUUUAUGUUGAAUCAAUGACACAACGUCAACGAACUCAAAUGAAAUUUGCAGAAUUUUUUGAUAAAUAUCAAAAAGAACAUUUAUUUUUUGCUGAUAAUAUACCUGAAAUUCUUCGGUAAAAUCAUAUUGAAGAUUCUUUUAUGAGAUCUCUCUCAACACGAUGGAUGUUUUAUAUAGUAUGAGGAUUAUUGGACUGAAUAAAUUUAGAUUACUUAGUAUAUUUUUAUAGAAAUUUAACAACCUGACAGAGUCUGUUAGCGAUUUCUGUAUCAAAAUGCAUAAUCUUCGAAAUUAAGUCAAAUGAUCAAAUUGUAUCACAUACGUGUAACAAUAGUAAAUCGUUUUGUCAUUGCACGAAUUCACUCAUAGAAAUACGCUUAUCUGUCUUUUGUAUUCAUGGGAAUCUUAUUGAUCGAAUAGACACGUGUCACACAAAUAAAUGUAUAAAAGACGAUAGUAGAAAAAUACGCCUGUUUAAAUAGUGGAGUCGAAAAAAAAGAAGAAGAUGAAAUAUUAUGUAUUCGAUCGGAUU